AUAUGUAUGAAUAGUUUUCAAUUUAAGCUAAACUCCUGUUUACGAAGUAUAUAAAUUCCCUGCCCACGGCAAAAGUGGUGUAUGAAUCCGCCCCAUCAGGCGGUGUUUGAUCCAGCCUGCAAACUAUAUACCUCCGACCAUAUCCACCUAAAACCAAAGCACAAAAGGAAGAACCUUUUGUCCCUCUGAUCAAACCGAACACAAAAGGAAAACAAUUUCUUUGUUCUCGGAAAACUUAAGCCAGUCAGUUAUUGGAGCGAACCCACAUUCCAUCCUCAUCCAACACAAAAAAACCCACGACUUGUUCUCAACCAGCAAUAGAAACAGCCUUGUCGUGUUAGAUCGUUUGGCCAUGAAACGAGGGUACUCAGAAUCUCCAUCCGCCUCUGUGGGACCACCCCAGUCCAGAUUCAAGCAUAACCCUGAAGGUGAUGCACACUUUUUAGAGGAUGAAAGCACCAAGAUUUUUGCGCGGAAAGUGGCCGACCAUUAUAGUGCAAGGACAAAUCAGACUUUGGAAGAAAGAGAAGCUAGCCCAAUCAUUCAUUUAAAGAAACUGAACAAUUGGAUAAAAAGUGUACUAAUUCAGCUCCAUGCUCGCCGAGGAGAUGCUGCUCUUGAUCUUGCCUGUGGGAAGGGCGGGGAUCUCAUCAAAUGGGAUAAGGCAAAAAUUGGAUAUUAUGUUGGUGUUGAUAUAGCAGAAGGCUCAAUAGAAGACUGUCGCACACGUUAUAAUGGUGAUGCUGAUCAUCAUCAGCGUCGUAAAAAAUUCACAUUUCCUGCCCGCCUCUUAUGUGGAGACUGUUUUGAGACUCGCUUGGACAAAGUUCUUGCAGCUGAUGCACCUUUUGAUAUUUGCAGUUGCCAGUUUGCCUUGCAUUACUCCUGGUCUACUGAGGCACGUGCACGGCGAGCCUUGGCAAACAUAUCAGCUUUACUUCGCCCAGGAGGCACCUUGAUUGGAACAAUGCCAGAUGCCAAUGUGAUUAUUAAAAAACUUAGAAAUGCUGAAGGAUUGGCCUUUGGUAAUAGUGUCUACUGGAUACGUUUUGAUGAAGAAUUUUCUGAAAAGAAAUUCAAAUCUUCCAACCCUUUUGGCAUCAAGUACAAGUUUCACCUAGAGGAUGCUGUUGAUUGCCCUGAAUGGAUCGUCCCCUUUCAUGUCUUCAAGUCAUUAGCAGAAGAGUAUGAUUUGGAGCUAGUUUUUGCGAAGAACUCACAUGAAUUUGUGCAUGAGUAUUUGAAAAAACCAGAAUACAUAGAGCUCAUGCGGAGGCUUGGUGCCUUGGGUGAUGGUAACCAAGAUCAGAGUACACUCUCAGAGGAUGAAUGGGAAGUAGCUCAUUUAUAUUUGGCAUUUGUCUUGAAGAAGCGAGGCCAACCGGACCGGACACAAGCAAACAGCAGAAAAGAUAGGGGGCAAAUGCAAAUAUCAAAGGAGGACAUUAUGUCCAUUAGUGGCGAUUAAUCAGGCAACCAAAUGCCAUUGUUCUUUUCAAUCAGGAUAACAACAAUAGGUUGUUAGGGCAUGGAGGCUCAUGGAGUGGUUGAGUGUCCAAAGUGCUCUAUCUCAAAGUUAUACGAUGAGAGACUAUAACUAUUCAAUUUUGUAGAUCCACAAUAAUAAUGAUAGUAUUAAUCUGUGUUGCUGCUCCUUAGAAGAUAAAAGUUUAUAGUUUUCCUCAAGAUGAGGAUUGUUUACCCGGAAAACUCUUGGUUAAUUGUAACGUCAUAUAUAACUUGAUGUAACUGUCUUCAAUAUAAAUACAUCAUGAAAUUGAUGUUAUUCUUGA
Molecule: messenger RNA, 1793 nt
Organism: Alnus glutinosa
Lineage: Eukaryota; Viridiplantae; Streptophyta; Magnoliopsida; Fagales; Betulaceae
Product: mRNA cap guanine-N7 methyltransferase 1
Exons: 13
Coding region: 353-1468 (371 amino acids)
Biological process (GO): 7-methylguanosine mRNA capping
Cellular component (GO): nucleus
Molecular function (GO): mRNA 5'-cap (guanine-N7-)-methyltransferase activity
Source: RefSeq, a predicted model, not a curated record